AUGAACGAAGUGAUGAUGAAUGGUCGAGACCGCCCACGGCCACCACCCUCUGGUGACCCUCGGCGCGGGGGCGAUGCCCGCAGUGGCUCCGGAGACGGCUCCUUGAGCAGGGCAGAGAAAUUCGAGGACGAGAAGAGACGCAUCAUUCAAAGUUGCUACUCGAAGAAAGAUAAUGAUGGAACCUUGGUCGAGUCUUAUAUCACACACGUCCGAAUCACCGAGGAUGCAUCGCACCCUUCGGCCCCUUCUCCGCCCAACUCAGCUCCCGAGAACAAGAAACCCCGUGUCAUUAUCGUUUCAGUACGAAGGUCGGGUAGAGUCCGGAUGCAUAAGGCCCGGGAAAAUAGUGACGGCACGUUCUCUAUUGGCAAAACAUGGAUGCUCGACGAUUUAUCUGCAAUCCAAUCUUACACUGCCCUGGUACCGAAGACACCGAUCGAGCAACAGCAUAAGGAAUGGGCUUCAAAUGUUGGGUUCGUGGUUACUGUGGGAAAACCCUACUACUGGCAUGCCCGCAGUGCCAAAGAGAAAGAAUUCUUCAUUGGCAGCCUGGUGAAAAUCUACAAGAAGUAUACAGGGGGCAAAGUCCCAAAUCUGAUUGGAUUUGAGGAGAAGCAACGACAAGCGCUUGUAGGUGGAGCUACGCCAGGACCAUCAGGGCCCUCCGCGCCACCUUCACGAGGUGCCGCCUUGGGACCACCUCCAGAGUCGAUAACAUCUCAACCCGCACCACCAUAUGGAAAUCGUGAACCCAGUAGAGAGGGAGCUCGCGACUUAAGGCGGAAGCCAUCUGAGGAUCCUACUCUUCGGUCUCAAAAGAGCCGCGAACAGAUGUCUCGUCCGUCAACUGGGAAUAAGCCAGCUCCGUCCCCUUUCGGUCCACCAUCUAACCCACCGCCUGCUGUUCCCCCGCCGCGAAAAGAGCCGGAAAAUAGAGAGCCGCCGGUGAAAUUCCCCUUGCAAGAUGACUCCCGGCCAUCGUCAUCUCGCGGGGAAGGCCGUCCUCCGAGGACCCCAACAUCCGAGCUUGUAGCCCAAUCUGCUGAAACUCUGUCACUGAGCCAAAAGCGAAGCGUCGAUGGACUGCGACCGACUACGCCAGGAUCAUUUUCAAAUGAAGCUCGAGGGAUACCCCCAAGUCCUGGUAGCAGUCUGGGUCAGCAGUAUACACCAUAUCGGGAUACUGACAAGACGCCAAACCUCGAACCGCUCCCACAGCCUGUUCAGAAUAAGAUUAUAAACGAAGAAGCCCAGACCGCACCUCCAGCCGACGAAUUUCCAGCGAAAGACGAAACUCCAUCUUCACCACUCUCUGUAGACCCCGCAGUAGCAGCGGCCGUGGUCCAAUUCUCCCAACCACCCGAAGAGGAUGCACAAGAACAGCAGCCGUCAAUUGCAUCGGAGGCAGCCGAGGACGAUGGCGAGGAACAUCGGCCUGGCUUGGGUCCUAUGGUGAAAAAGAAGGGACCGAAGGAGCUUGCAGGUGUUCUUCGAAAGGCCGCAAAUGCAUAUGGGGCUUUCAAGCCACGACCUGGAGGUGCUGGCGAGCGUCUCCUGGCAGCGGCGAAGAAACAGCAAGCAGAACAGGAAGCGGAUGGUAUCACAGGUGUUUUCCCAGCUCCAUCCCUCAGCAAGUCGGCAAGUGAGGCCCCGAAGAGCCCAGUAGAUGAACCCACAGACAGGGAACUCAUGGUGUCGGCACCAACCCCCGAGGCUCCCACUGUUACUACACCCACAGUUGAAAUUACUCAGCCUGAGGUCGAGGUGACCUCACCCCCACCUGAAACAAUUCCCCUUCCGGAGAAAAGCCAAGAUUCUUUGGUUGAUAUUGUAAACAUCGAUGAACGUUCAAGAUCGCCAUCUCCAGCUGCUCGGGGUCGCCGCCGGAGACGGGAAGAUCAUACUGUCAAAUACUGCCAGGCUCUCGGGAUCGACCCAAGUGUACUCGAUGGGCGUGGAAUUGACUUUGAUGAUAUCUUAACUGACCUUGGGUGGAAUGGACGCCUCAAUGACGAACAGAAGAUUGAGGAUUUGGAAGCCGAUGUUCGCCGCGAGAUUGGUCGUGUUGAAGCUACCAGCUGGCUUGGUAAUCUUGAACAACAGGAAGGGAAAGUGGAACAGCUGGCUGUUCUCAUCGACAAGACAAUUGAAGAGUGUGAGGAGCUGGAGGGUCUUCUGACACUAUACUCUCACGAAUUGAACACUCUGCAUGACGAUGUGUCGUAUAUUGAAGCUCAAUCACAAGGUUUGCAAGUGCAGACAGCAAACCAGAAGCUUUUGCAGAACGAGCUUCAGAAUCUUCUGAAGACAUUGUCAAUCUCCACAUCCGAGCUUCGGCCGCUCAAGGAGGCCUCUCUGAAUAAUCCCGAUGGAUUGAAGGAUACCGAGAAUGCCCUCUCCACACUGUACAAGGCGAUGCUCAUGAUUGAUGCUGAGAUCGGGCAAAACAGAAAGCGUUUAGUCGAUGCCAGCGUCGGGGUGUAUGCCAACACAGAGAUUGGCCAAAUGCGGGCAAUCAAAGAGAAGAAGGAAGAAUAUCACACCGCUGCCGUGAUGUUCCUGCAACAGCGCCUCAAGCCAUUCAUGGCUCUGGCUUUUAAGACCGCGGAACAAAAACGUGCAGAUGUGAUGACCGCCACUGUUAGGGAUCCUAUGAAGCUGGACAGUGAUGCUCGACAGCAAUUCCGAGCUGAGGUGUGGAGAUACAAUCCUCUGAUGCUGUUUACCAAGGAAGUGAGCAUGUCGGAGUGGCAUGCGUUGGUGAACCUUUAUGAGCACCAGUCUAAGCCAUCAUACCAAAGCGAUUUUCGUGAUAAUAACGCGAUCUGGAAGAAAACAGCUCGCAAGACUACUGGAGAGGAGCAAGAGCUUCUCUUCACCCACCAAGAAAAAGAAAAGGAAGCCGAGGGUAUCACUAUGGCGGCUCGCAAACUUACCGUACGACGAGGUAAAACCGUUCGCGCCGCGGCAGGGUUUCGAUUGGCUUCUGGUGAAAAGGCAGAGAAAAAACAGGGCAGGGUCGAGCCAUGUGAAGCAUUUGCAGGGACGCUACGCGAAACACUGAACACGAUCACUGAUGAACAAAAUUUUGUGGUCGAAUUCUUCCACCUGAAUUCCUUGGUGAACGUUGAUUUCUCUGACUUGGUGGCAGCUGCUGAGCCAGAAGGUCGGCAAUGUCCUGACUUUUCGGUCAAGCAGUCGCAUGAUCCAGAUCGUGACAUGGCCAAGCGCGUUGAGCAUAUUAUGGAUGAGAUUUUUUCGUUCUGGCCGAACGACAUGCAAAGCAUGGUGGACUGGGCCAUUAGCUCAGAUCCCCUGCAAGGCAUUGGCAUCCUCUUUGCUCUGGAGUCGGCCAUGACGGAUCUUGACGACACCAAUCAAGAGUUCAUUCUCCACUCGCUCCAGAAAGUGCACUCUCGUCUGAUGGGACUCUACAAUCGAUUUGUGGAUGAACAGAUCCGAGGUAUUGAGGAUACCAAAGUAAAGAUCAACAAGCGCAAGGGUGUCAUUUCGUUUAUGCGAGUCUUCCCGCACUUUUCCAACGCUGUUGAGAAUAUGCUGUCUCAUCCAGGCGGUGAAUUCUGCGACAUUCGAAUUAGUGUCAAUGACGCCUAUGACCGCAUCAACCGGGCGAUGUGGGAGUCCUUGAAGUUCAUUGCCAAGGAAGCCCCCGGUCAACCUCCUGGCGUGUCUGCCACUGCCGGAGACCCUGAAGACAAGGAAGUACUCAACUACCACAUUCUACUUAUCGAAAAUAUGAACCAUUACGUUGAAGAGGUUGAUGUGCACACCUUGCCGGUGCUCGAACGCUGGAUGUCCCGGGCGCACCAAGACUUUGACGAGCAUAUGAAGCUAUAUUUGGAUGCGGUGAUCCAUCGACCCCUGGGCAAGCUACUCGAUUUUAUUCAAUCCCUGGAGACCCUGCAGGCAUCCGGUAACAGCUCCGACAUCGCAACACGGGCCAGCCAUUCCCGCAUGGUCGCCAAGAAGGUCCUGGCUUCCUACGAUGCGAAAGAAGUCAAGCGUGGCGUGGAGUUGCUCAAAAAGCGUGUAGAAAAACACUUUGGCGACGCCGAUGAUCCUGGCCUUAGCCGCAGCUUAGUGCUGAAGGUGCUACGGGAAUGUGAGCAACGUUAUGAGGCAGCCUACGACCGGACUCGACACAUCAUUGAUACCGUGUACGAAGGACAAUUGGAGCUGGAAUGGCGAAAGGAGGAUGUGGUGGCUAUGUUCCGGAAAUGA
Molecule: messenger RNA, 4242 nt
Organism: Penicillium longicatenatum
Lineage: Eukaryota; Fungi; Ascomycota; Eurotiomycetes; Eurotiales; Aspergillaceae
Product: GTP-Rho binding exocyst subunit SEC3
Exons: 3
Coding region: 1-4242 (1413 amino acids)
Biological process (GO): exocytosis; Golgi to plasma membrane transport
Cellular component (GO): plasma membrane; exocyst
Molecular function (GO): phosphatidylinositol-4,5-bisphosphate binding
Source: RefSeq, a predicted model, not a curated record